CUGAUCCAGCCGGGAAUCAAUUUUUCUGGCAAGCGGGAUGGGAGCUGGAGGCCCAACCCACUGAAACACAAAGGCGGCCUUGGAAAACCAGCGUGUUCGCUGUCUCGUCAUCGCCGAUUCUCCUAGCAGUCGCUCGCUUCUCGCACUUUGUCUGUCCUCCAUUCAACUCUCUGGAUUAGGGAGCGGACUGAAUUCUCAGAAAGAAGGGAUCGGGUGUUGCGAUCAACCUGCAAAGCGGGUUUUUUUUUGAGCUAUGAGACGGCAGGGCCAGUAUGCUGAUUCUGGUGGUACUGGUUAUGGUGGUGGUCAGAUGCAGCAGCAUACUUCUAGUCAGAGGGUUGAACAAGGGUCUGAUCAUUUCCAAGGACAACUGGAGGCCUUUACUCCUGAGAGAGAGACAUCAUAUACUUCCUCGAAACCUGAUGGACAGUGGCGAUGGGUGAGGGACGAAUCGAAGCCGGUAGCAUCUCAGAUGUUCAAUGAAGGUCAAGUGGUUGAUGCAUCAAGGACUUAUAUUCAGGGGAAAAGGCCAGAGUCCCAUGUGGGUCUAGAGCAACAAGGGAACGUUGGUCCUAGAGCUCGAUCGCGCGAGGAAGAUAUGCAGAGCUCUUAUGAGGACAAACCACGUUUGCAAACUUUUGAAGGCCUUGAGCAGAAAUUCAUUGAUGACAUCAUGAAAUUAGCCAAGGAGCAGAGUGAUGCUGAGGAUGCAGAGAUUUCCAGACACAGAGAGAAAAUAAAAUCCAUAAACGACCGGCAUCAGGAACAACUAUCAGCACUUCGAGCUAGGCACGCAAGUCGAAGAGAAGAACUGCUUCGGAAGGAGUCACAAGUACGACAACACCGAUAUCAGCAGGCAAUGAUGGAUCAUUACCCAAACAACAACAACAGCAUGGCUCCUGGAGAAUCCCUUGGCUAUAGCGCUUCACGUGCAGGCUCAGCAUCUAUCAAUGAAGCUCAGCAAGCUAAUUACAGUGGCAGCCCUUUCGACUCUUACCAGGAGAAGGCUCGUUUCCUCGGCAGUAACGCAAGGGAUCAAGGAUACGGGACCAGAGGCCAAUACCCUGCAGGGGGACGUGUGUAUGAUUCAGGCACACGCUACUAUUGAUCGGUUCACUUCCUCAUCUCAUCCGUGGUGCCAGGUUAAAAUAUAGCCUUCAGUUUGUAGGCUCUGCUUAUAUGCUAACAUAUCUAUGUUACUCUUGCUAGCUACUUUCCCCCCUUGCUUCUGUCCUUGUGGCAUUGUUGCCCUCUUGCCGUUUCAUUGUGUUAUUAUACAUGACCUUAAACUCCACUUAUGAAAAACCCAGUUUAGUGAAAAAAACAAUAUAAAUUAGUUUGUUAAUUGCGUCUUCUUCUGUUGAUGCAUCGAUCGAGGCCUUCUCAGUACAAUGAAACGCUCUCACAUUCUUAUUCUCCUUCUCCUUCCUAACCUUAGUAAACGUACAUUUUAACUUUGAAUCACGAAACAGGCUUCUGCAGGUU
Molecule: messenger RNA, 1485 nt
Organism: Linum tenue
Lineage: Eukaryota; Viridiplantae; Streptophyta; Magnoliopsida; Malpighiales; Linaceae
Source: the annotation of a GenBank genome assembly